CCAUCCCUCCCAUCCCUCCCUCCCUCACGCCGAGGAGGAGAUGGGGAGAGAGAAGUUUGCCUGCGGCGCAGUCCACUCUAACAUUUACCGUGUUUCAUUUUGGAGAACAGCAACAAGCAAGAAGCCUCCGGAGAAGCUUUCCAGGGAAUAAGCUGAGGAAUAUCCGACUGACUGCACAGACACACACUCACUCACUCAUUCACUCACUCACAAGCUGACUUUUUCUCCUCUUUAAAUUAAAAAUACUUCUCAUUGAUGUCGCCAAACUAGUGGGAAGCUUUGGGUCAGUAGGACGGACUGUUGUCUGUCGGAGGGUGCUUUCUGAAUCUCGGAAAGACGAUAAUAAAGAGAAGAAGAAGACAGUCCUUGAAGUGAAAGUGACGAAAGAGUCCGACUCAGAAUGAAUAACAGCAAAACCGAGAAAGAAAACGAGCCAACCAGUGAAUUCACCAACCACGAAGAGGAGGUCCGAACGCUAUUUGUCAGUGGGCUACCACUGGAUAUUAAGCCGCGGGAGCUCUAUCUCCUGUUCAGACCAUUUAAGGGCUAUGAAGGCUCCUUGAUAAAACUCACUUCUAAACAGCCGGUGGGGUUUGUCAGCUUUGACAGUCGAUCAGAGGCGGAGGCUGCUAAGAAUGCCUUGAACGGGGUCCGGUUUGAUCCAGAGAUCCCCCAGACCCUUCGGCUGGAGUUCGCCAAGGCCAACACCAAGAUGGCCAAGAACAAGCUGGUUGGCACUCCCAACCCCCUACCCUCCCAGCAGAGCCCCGGGCCACAGUUCAUUAGCAGAGACCCCUAUGAGCUCACAGUGCCUGCUCUAUAUCCCAGCAGCCCAGACGUGUGGGCGUCUUACCCGCUGUACCCGGCGGAGCUGUCACCGGCCCUCCCACCCGCUUUCACCUACCCCUCCUCGCUCCACGCUCAGAUUCGCUGGCUCCCACCUGCAGAUGGAACUCCUCAGGGAUGGAAGUCCAGGCAGUUCUGCUGAAGUAUGUGUUCCUGAUGUGUGAUGGUGGCCGUGGCCGGCUGUGACGGGCGUUGCUGAUUGCCUCUCGUGUCCAAUUAGAAGCCAGGAGGACUGACCUGACUCCGGCUCACGGAGCAGCGUACCGUCGGCAGCAGCAGCCUCAUGGGCCUCAGGACAUACUAGACCCCAGCCUCCAUCACACAUCGAGCCCCCCCCCCCCCCCCCCCCCCCCCCCACCCAAUCCCUCCACCCUCCCCAAAGUCCUUCCAACUCUUUUUUAUACUGUUACAUACUCAAGAUUUACCGGCAGCGCUUUGGCUACACCUCCAUCUGACACCUCCAUGAAAUGUACCGGCGACAAAGGCGCACCCUUUGUUCACCAGUCGACUGCUGUCCAACGCUAGCAGGUCUCUCGCUGUGCAUUCUGUAUACGCAAGCGUAAAGACAGGCCGAGUGCAAACGUUUUAUGCAGCCGCUUCGCAAGGCCAGACGUAUGGAGAAGUGUGGCCGAAGCGCCGCCGGGGUAACGUUAUUAUACGACUAUAAUUAUUACUAUUCUGUAUAUCAUUCAUAUUAAUGUUAUUAUGAUUAUUAAAUACAUGUUGGAGCAUGACUUUGCAAAAAACAAAAGGAAAAAAAACAACAAUGCUGUACAUUUUUAGAUAUUUUAAAGAAAUACAAAAAAGUAUUUUUGUAAUCAAGUUUUGAAAUUGUUUGAUUGGUUCAUUUUGUGCUAAAGUGUGCGAGGAACUUUCAUACUUUUUUUUUUUUUGCCCUUUCUUUUUUCGUGCCAUUAUAAGAUGGUAAGUCGCCCUGCUAUACCAAAGCAGUCCUGUGGGUUUGCGCUUGUCUUUUCUACAUCCUGUGUGGAUUUUGUUUUGCUCAUGUUGCAUCUUUGUGUGGCGUCUUCACCUGAUGAAGCAAAGUCCUUUGUCUGAUGUGCUUUUGGUUCAACCACGCUGUAACUCUGAGUGAGAGAAAAACACACCUGAUCCCGCUCAUAAUUUUUGCAGUUAGAGGUAAUCAGAUGUGUUAAAAGAGACAGGAAUAAGCCGUCACUGGUGAAGUGACCCCAGAGACUGUAAAACAUGGCAAACUGAGCCCUGCUAUAAUAAGGAAGUUGCUCCUUCGUUGUGUAGCAGGAGGACAGCAGCACAGAAACAAAAGACCAAAGGCAUUUUAUUUUUUACACUGGAGAGCUAUCUAGGCUAGUGGAAUUAUUCCGUCUUCUGACUGCUUUGUAGUCUGAUUUCUUAUGAAGUAUGACUUUAUUUUGGCUGCAUGUCUCUUUUUGGUGUCACUCCAAAAGAGCCACUCUGCAUCUGAAAGGAUAGUCACUUUAGGCAAUUUGUCUCUUUUGUCUAUUUUUAGGGAGCCGACGUGAUUCAACCUGCUUUUUUUACAUAGUGAUGAUUGGAGUGUGAAAAAAAAAUUACUAAUCUUUUGUAAUCGUGUGUAUUCUGGGCCCGCAAUAACGUCUUUGCUGUUUGACAUAUCAUCGAUUGAUCAUAUUUCUGUGACAUUUUUGACGCCAAAAUCCUCAUUCAUGUCGCAUUCUUACAAAAACAAACUUUUCUGAUGAGGCCAAGUCACAUUUCAGUGAUCAAAAACUGUAAGAAAAACAAUCUUCCCAAAGCCCAGGUGUGUACAAUCAUAUUGGAGUGGUUGAAUCAUAUAGUCAGUGUUUGUAAUGAAUAAUAAUAAUAUGCACAUCAUGUCAACUGAGCAGUUUUUGCUUUUGCAGACAUUUUUUAAGCCAAGUGUGGCACCAAAUUUAUUAGAACAAGUAUUUAUAAGGUGUGUGUGUGCGUGUGUGUGUUUUUAUGGGUUUUUAAAGUUCAUAGACGAUGCCCAUCAUAUAAUUCAUUGUAAGUAUUAUUGUAAGUUUAAUUGUAUAUUCAUUUGGUAAUUUUCUAGAGCUUCUUUUGUGUGUUUGUAUCUGAUAUAUGAAUACUGUUUUACCUACAUAAUUCACUGUGAAAUCCAGAGAAAAACUUUGAACGAAUGGUUCUUUUUGUGUUUUGCCAGCAGUACGGUACAGAAGUUCCUGGAAAUUAAUAAUGAUGAUCCCUCCCUUUUGUCAGUCGUUUCAGUACACCAUGUGCGUACCUGUGUGUUCUGUGCAUGUUCACGGCAUGUGUGUGUUCUUCUUUUCUUUAUUUCUUAAUGCAUACAGUACUGUUGUAUAUUUAUGUACUUUAGCCGCUGUAAGGAGAAACUGUAUUUCAGUGAAUUGCAGAGGAUUGUUUGUUUGAAACCAAAAAAAAAAAGGUGAUCAAAAUGAGAAGUUUUUAUGAAAAUGUUAAAUGAAGACAUUUCAGGCCGUCUGCCAUUAAAGAUUGACGUCAUC
This is a messenger RNA of Sebastes umbrosus (honeycomb rockfish), 3317 nucleotides long. RefSeq names its product RNA-binding protein with multiple splicing-like. NCBI's taxonomy places the organism in Eukaryota, Metazoa, Chordata, Actinopteri, Perciformes, Sebastidae. Gene Ontology annotation, molecular function: mRNA binding. The record is from RefSeq and is a predicted model, not a curated record. The coding region runs from base 401 to 988 and encodes 195 amino acids. The transcript is spliced from 9 exons.